AUGGCCGCCUGCAAGCGUCCUGCCGCCGUCUUCGACGCCGACCACGCGACGACCACCCAAGUAUCAACGGCGGCAUGCAAGAGGAGCCGUCCCAGCCUCAGAAGCUCGGAUGAGUACGAGGAGGUGACCCGCCUCGGCAAGGGCGGCUUCGGCGUCGUCGUCCAGGCGCGCCACCGCGUCACCGGCAAGACCGUCGCCAUCAAGUACGCCGCCGAGCUGGAGCAGGAGGCCAGCUUCCUGCAGGCCUGCAGCGGGAACCCAUACGUGGUCGGCUUCGAGGGCCUGAUGCGCGACCACACCACCGGCGGUCACUGCCUCGCCAUGGAGUACAUGGCCGCGCCGAGCCUCCAUGCCUUCUUGUGGGAGAGGCGCCGCGACGGGCCGCUUCCGGAACCAAAGGUGCGCGCCUUCAUGUGGAAGCUCCUGACCGGGACCAAGAUGAUGCACGACCGCCACGUGGUCCACCGCGACAUCAAGCCGGCCAACAUCCUCGUCGGCCAAGACGGCGAACUCGUGAAGAUGUGCGACCUCGGGCUCGCACUCCACAUGUCCGACUCGCCGCCCUACUCCCAGGUCGGCACCGUCCCCUACAUGGCGCCAGAGAUGCUGCUGCACAAGCCGGAUUACGACGCGCUCGUGGACACCUGGUCGCUCGGGUGCGUCAUGGCCGAGAUGCUCACCGGCAAGAUUCUGUUCUACGACGACGACGACGACGACGGCCACCAGGACCAGUUCAACGACACAACCCACAUAGUCCAGCUCUGGAGUAUCUUCCGAGUGCUCGGCAUGCCCGACGACCGGACGUGGCCGGAGUUCAAGUCCCUGCCGCUCACCGCCAAGUUUCAGCAGCUGCUACCCGGGGGGCUCAAUCACAACAGGCUGCGGGAUAUGUUCCCUGAAGAGAGGCUGUCAGAGCAAGGAUUCCAGGUGUUGCAAGGGCUUCUCACCUGCAAUCCCGACAAGCGACUUACGGCGGCCAAGGCGCUCAAGCACCCAUGGUUCACCGCUCCUCGUCCCUCUGUUGCCGCUGCAAAGGCUGAAGCUUUGCCGUUGCGGAGAAAGAAGACGCCAGGCUUCUUGGUUGCACUAGCGGCGGCAUUGAAAGCACAACAGGUGUAA
Lolium rigidum is the source of this 1119-nucleotide messenger RNA. Its product is annotated as putative cyclin-dependent kinase F-2. Gene Ontology annotation, molecular function: cyclin-dependent protein serine/threonine kinase activity; ATP binding. Gene Ontology annotation, biological process: protein phosphorylation; regulation of mitotic cell cycle. The coding region runs from base 1 to 1119 and encodes 372 amino acids. The record is from RefSeq and is a predicted model, not a curated record. NCBI's taxonomy places the organism in Eukaryota, Viridiplantae, Streptophyta, Magnoliopsida, Poales, Poaceae. The transcript has a single exon. Gene Ontology annotation, cellular component: nucleus.